AUGGACGUCACCUCGGUCAAGUCCAUCACGGACUUUGUCCCCCGUUAUCGCGAAUAUGCUGCCGCCAAAGAGCAGACCGAGACCUUCAUCAAGGACUUGAUGAUUUAUGCCGAACACAUUGAAAACACGACCCGGCAAGAAAAGCUAGCACUCAAUACCCAGCUGCGACACGCUCAGUUUGAUUAUGAGGACUCGGUGAAUGCUCGACGUGAGCUGCAAGCUCGUGUCAUGGAUCUCGAGAGCCAACUGAGCUUUUUGUCACAAAAUAACUCCGGUCUGAAACAUAGAAAUCCCUACGUCCUCGUCCUUGUUGACGGAAAUGACCUAAUAUUCCAAGACCAUCUUGUCAAGCAAGGCGCCGAGGGUGGCAGCAAAGCAGCAUACGCCCUUCGCCAAGCAGUCUACGCCAAAGUACAAAAUCCAGAUGACACGGAAAUCAUUGCCAAGGUUGUGGCCAACCUCUCUGGCUUGGCCAAGGCUCUACGACGCAAUGAGAAUGAUCUCAAGCAUUUCAUGCUGGGCUUCACCCAGGCCAAAGCAUCUUUUGAUUUUAUUGACGUCGCCAAUGUCGACACAGGUGCACAUGCCAAAAUUGCAGAUACGGCACGCUUCCAUCUGAAGAAUUACAAUUGCACACAGGUCAUGCUUGGAGUUUCCGAUCCUGCCUACGUCCAGCUCCUCGACGACGUCAAGGAUGAAAUCAAGUCGAAGCGUAUUACUAUCUUGGAAGGAUGCCCCGUUUCAAAAGAAAUCAUUGGCACUGGUGUGUCUGUCGCUAGUUUUGACGCAAUUUUCAGAGCCGAAAAGCUGCCGCUGGUUGUCGACAAGCCCGUCACGACCGCAUCGUCAAUUGCUAGCACCCCCAUCUCGAAUUCCGCCACCCCAUUUACGUAUGCGACCAUCACGCAAAAGGCAAGCCCCCCGCCUCAGUUGAUUCUGCCUCUGGCACCGAAGACGGUCCAAAGUAAGAGCGCAGCAGUACGUGUAACCACACGACCUGUAUCACCCCCUUGGAACCCUGGUGCUCGAGGUCUGGAUCCUCCUAUCCCUUUGAAUCAGAAUGUCCUCGACAUCGUCAAGAAGCGAACCGGAAGCGACAAACUCUGCAACAACCAUUAUCUGCGAGGCCCCUGCUCCAAGGGUGACGCAUGCUGCUUCGAGCACGAUUACACGCCAAAUCAGGAUGAGAUAAGAGCCAUCCAGUUCUUGGCACGCCUCAACCCUUGCACAAAUGGUCAAGAUUGUGACGUGGAUAACUGCAUCUAUGGCCAUCACUGCCCUAGCGUCAAGGACGGCGUCUGUACACAUCCAUUCUGCAAAUUUCACGUCAAUGAGCACCCCCCGGGAACAAAGAUAAAGGCCAGCAAGAAGCCCGUCGAUUAG
This is a messenger RNA of Pestalotiopsis fici W106-1, 1383 nucleotides long. RefSeq lists its product as uncharacterized. The transcript is spliced from 3 exons. Lineage: Eukaryota; Fungi; Ascomycota; Sordariomycetes; Amphisphaeriales; Sporocadaceae. The coding region runs from base 1 to 1383 and encodes 460 amino acids. The record is from RefSeq and is a predicted model, not a curated record. Gene Ontology annotation, molecular function: metal ion binding.